Messenger RNA from Uloborus diversus, 2778 nucleotides. Its product is annotated as zinc finger protein 501-like. The record is from RefSeq and is a predicted model, not a curated record. Lineage: Eukaryota; Metazoa; Arthropoda; Arachnida; Araneae; Uloboridae. Gene Ontology annotation, cellular component: nucleus. Gene Ontology annotation, molecular function: DNA-binding transcription activator activity, RNA polymerase II-specific; RNA polymerase II cis-regulatory region sequence-specific DNA binding. The transcript has a single exon. Gene Ontology annotation, biological process: regulation of transcription by RNA polymerase II. Bases 1 to 1251 code for a protein of 416 amino acids.
AUGUAUCACCAAACGACAUUUGCUGGUGUAAAGCUGAUGGAUGAGCCACCCACCAACUCUGGAGAAAUACCACAUCAGUGUGCCUACUGUGGACUCACUUACACUUGGAAUGAAAAUCUUGUGCGUCACUUACAUACUCAUACAGUAAGUAAACCACACUCUUGCGAAUACUGCGGAAAAACAUUUGCUUUGAAAACGGUGCUGGAUCGUCAUUUACCCAUUCAUACUGGAGCUAAACCGUAUUCUUGUUUUUUGUGUCAGAAGGCAUUUUCUGAUCAGCAUACCUUGAAAUGCCACUUGACAACACAUGCUGUGGAAAAGCCGCAUUCCUGCGACUUUUGUGAAAAGGCAUUCAGGCGAAAGAGUGAACUGAAGCUACAUUUACUCGCCCACACUGGAGAAAAGCCGUAUCCUUGCGAUUUCUGCGAGAUGGUAUUCAAGCAGAAAUACAAACUGGAUCAACACUUACUUAAACAUUCAGGUGAAAAACCAUAUCAUUGUGACUACUGUGAGAAGGCAUUCACUCUGAAGGCAUGCCUAACGCAGCAUCUACUCACACAUAGUGCAGAGAAAUUAUAUGCUUGUGAUUAUUGCAACAAGACUUUCAUUCGGAAAGAAUAUCUUAGGCAACAUGUUUUCAGUCAUACAGGAGAAAAACCGUAUUCUUGUGAUUAUUGCGGCAAAACCUUUGUUCGGAAAUUUGUCCUGAAGGGUCAUUUGCGCACCCAUUCAGGAGAAAAACCUUACGCUUGUGAUUAUUGCGGGAAAACGUUUGCAGUAAAACCAACGCUGAACAGCCAUUUACGCCUGCAUACAGGAGACAAACAGUAUUCUUGUUUUCUGUGUGAAAAGACAUUUGCCGCACAGUACACCUGGAAACAGCACCUGGCGACACAUACGGAUAAAAAGCUGCAUUCUUGUAAUUUUUGUCAGGAGACAUUCAGAAGUAAAAAUGAACUCAAACGUCAUUUGCUUAACCAUACAGGAGAAAAGCCACAUGUUUGUACUGUCUGUGAAACGGCAUUCAGACAUAAAUGUGACCUGAAGCAACAUGUACUCAAGCAUACGGGAGAAAAGCCGCAUGCUUGUGAUUCUUGCGGGAUGACAUUCAGGCUGAAGUGGAAACUGAAGCAACACUUGCUCAAGCAUACAGGAGAGAAACCACAUCCUUGUAAUCAUUGUGGCAAGUCAUUCAGACGGAAAGACCAUUUGACGCAUCAUUUACUUAUUCAUUCACGAGAAAAGCUAUAGUCUCGUGGUUGCUUGCAGUUGGACAUUUUUCACCAGAAAAAGAGUUGAAUCUUCUCAUUGGUAUAUCCAUUCAGGAGAGACUUUAUGUGGUUGUUGUAAAAAGAUAUGUAUUUUGUAAAAGAAAAGAUUUAUAUGUGCAAAAAAUUUGAAGCGCCUUAUAAAUACUAGGAAAAAGUUCCUGGGUUUUGUGAUUAUUGUAGAGUAAUCUUCAUGUGGAAAGAAUAAAGUGAAUCUGAUGCAAGCUGUUUAAAGAUAACUAAAGCGCACAUUAAGGUUAUUUUUUGAUUGCCAGCAUAAAAGUGUUUUUAACCAGUUACGUCCCCAUUUGAUGAGCAUAACGCAAUCUUGUUUUCAUCAAGGGGUUUUUCAAUUCAGUUUGAAGUAAAUGGUAAGAAUAAAAGGCAUUUUUUUUAGCUAUCACAAAAACUUUUUUGAAUGCUUUCAUUGGCCAGUGCCACAUUGUGUUGAGAUAAUUAAUUUCAAAAUAAUUUAUUUGUAACUCAUAUUGAAACAGAAAUUGUCUUUCUUGGAAAUUUACUUGAACAGAUAUUGUAAUUUGACCACGGUAGCAAAUAAGACACCAAAUACAAGAUCUCUCUUAUUUAUUGACUAUCAUCUCUACUUUAUCCUGACAGCAAAUUUCUACCUUGCAGUGAAUUUGGUAUGUCGUCAGGUUGUACUUAUUACCAAUUAUUAUAAGACCAAAAAUUUCAAACUAAACUGAAAUAUUUUCAGGCUCUUGUUGUUUACUCCUAAAAAAGAGUAAUUUAAAAAAUUGCACAAAUUUGAUACUACUUUUGUAAUGUUAAGCAAACAUAAAUCAAAAGCUAAAUCCAUGCAAAAAUUGAUUGUCAAGUUGACUUUGCAGAAAUCUGAGCUGUUGAAAAACAACCUCGUUUAUUUUUCCACCCUUUCUUUUUCAAUCAAUUGUUACCUAUCUGCGAAAUUUUUGUAUGAGAUACCUAUGCAUUUUUGUAGAAAUGGAUUCUUACCCAAGUUGCCUUUUUUGUACAAUUCAUGGUUACCCCAUGGUUAUUACGUUACAAUUCAUGGUUGCAAAUUUAGCGCAUUGCAAGCUAGCAUUAUUUUAGGUUUGUGGUGCGGUUGACAAUUUUAUGAUUGUUAACAUUUUCUUGUUUUCAAUAAUGUUUUCAAUUUGAAGAAAUAAAAUAUUUUUGCUUGAAAAUAAAUAAUGCAGCUAUCUGUUUUAUUUUAUCAAUCUGUUUUGUGAAAUUAAAAACAAUAUUUUAUUGCACAAGUAUUUCAGAAAUUCCUAUAUAUUUUAAGUCAAUGCUCCUGAAAUUUCUUGAAAAAAGUUUGGCAGCUUUAACUAAAACUUUCAUGCAAUCUGCUACAUCUGUAUUCCAUGCUAAAACUUGUUGUAGCAUUCUAGGUUAAUGGUAAAACGCUAAUUAUAUUAUUAACCAGCUGUAUAUUCAUAAUUGUACCUGUGCUGUAAAUUUAAAAAAAAAAGAAGUCCUUUGAGCUUAUGUAAAUUUUUCUUCCAACCCUUAAAUAAAAAGAAUU